Prunus avium (sweet cherry) is the source of this 2299-nucleotide messenger RNA. Its product is annotated as putative E3 ubiquitin-protein ligase ARI2. The record is from RefSeq and is a predicted model, not a curated record. Gene Ontology annotation, biological process: protein ubiquitination. Gene Ontology annotation, molecular function: ubiquitin-protein transferase activity; zinc ion binding. NCBI's taxonomy places the organism in Eukaryota, Viridiplantae, Streptophyta, Magnoliopsida, Rosales, Rosaceae.
AGAGAAGAGAGGAAAGGGAAAAAGGCUCUAUCUUUCUGGGGGUUUUACUUCCCCUAGAAGAUUCUCUUUUUUUCCCGGAAAAUUAUUCUCUUUCUUCAGUGCUUGAGCGGAGGACCGCUUCAUCUUUGUUUAUCUGCAAAAUAUAUACAUCUUUUUUAUUCCUUUGUCGGUUUUUUUGGUAGAUAAACAAUGGAGGACGACUAUUAUGUGAGCAGUGACGAUGACUAUUACGACGAGGACGAUGAUCGCAACAAUAUGGAGCUGUUGGAAUACGUUGAGAAUUACGAGAAUCUCAGGCCUGAGGCUCCGACGAGUAAGGUUAUUUCAAAAGAAUCUCUCUUGGCUGCACAGAGGGAUGACUUGCAAAGGGUAAUGGAUGUGUUAUCAUUGAAAGAAUACCGCGCCCGAACCUUACUCAUCCAUUAUCGUUGGGAUGUUGACAAAGUGCUUGCAGUGCUUGUAGAGAGGGGGAAAGACAGAUUAUAUGCCGAAGCAGGUGUGACUGUGGUAGAGGAUGACAAUCUUGUCUCAUCACAGUUUUCAUCUGAGGUUAUGUGUGGUAUUUGUAUGGACGAGAUUCCUUCUGAUCAGGUGACAAUAAUGGAUUGCGGUCACUACUUCUGCAACAAUUGUUGGACAGAGCAUUUUAUUGUGAAAAUAAAUGACGGUCAGAGUAGGCGCAUUAAAUGCAUGGCACACAAGUGCAAUGCUAUUUGCGAUGAAGCAAUAAUCAGAAAUCUAGUCAGUGCAAGGGAUCCUAAUCUGGCAGAGAAAUUUGAGCGUUUCCUUCUGGAAUCAUAUAUUGAGGACAAUAGAAAGGUGAAGUGGUGCCCAAGUGUUCCCCAUUGUGGAAAUGCUAUCCGUAUUGAGGAAGAUGAAUUAUUAUGUGAGGUUGAAUGUGCAUGUGGGCUGCAAUUCUGUUUUAAAUGCUUAUCUAAAGCGCACUCCCCUUGUUCAUGUCGAAUGUGGGAACUAUGGUGUCAGAAGUGCCAAGAUGAAUCAGAGACUGUUAAUUAUAUUGCAGUCAAUACUAAACCUUGCCCAAAAUGUAACAAGCUGGUUGAAAAAAAUGGAGGAUGCAAUCUAGUUAUCUGUGUCUGUGGACAACCAUUUUGUUGGCUCUGUGGUGCUCCAACUGGUUCGGAUCAUACAUGGGAUUCCAUUGCAGGACACAGUUGCGGACGAUUCAAAGAAGACGAGGAUAUGAAACUUGAGCUGGCCAAGAGGGACCUAUUCCGUUACACUCACUACUUCAACCGUUAUCAAGCUCAUACAGAUUCAUUUAAGCUUGAAUCUACACUGAAGAAAAGCAUACAAGAAAAGAUAUCACGUUUGGAAGAAAAGGAAUUGAUGUUUAAAGAUUUAAGCUGGGCAACCAAAGCGCUCUACAGACUCUUCAGGUCAAGGCAGAUUAUUUCAUAUUCCUACCCAUUUGCAUAUCACAUGUUUGGUGAUUUAUUCGAGAAUGAAAUGACGGCAGAAGAAAGGACAAUAAAACAAAAUUUAUUUGAGGACCAGCAGCAGCAGCUUGAGGCAAAUAUGGAGAAGCUUUCUUUGUUUACAGAGGAGCCUUUUCAUGAAUAUGGACAUGAACAAAUUAUGGAAUUGAGAAUGAGGAUCUUGAAUCUUUCUACGCUUACUGAUAAGCUCUGCGAAAAAUUGUAUGAUUGCAUUGAGAAUGAUUUGCUGGGUUCCCUCCAGUGGACAAGACACAGUAUUGCUCCUUACAAUUCCAAUGGCGUGGAGAAAGCUUCAGAACUUACGGUUUCUAGGGACACCACCACCUCUAACUCUGAAAUUGAUUUGGCCACCAAUGGCAUGGAUAUUUCUUACACUAAGUAGGAGCUUUCCAGUCUUGUGUAAUAUAUAUCCUUGUUCAUGUUCUUGUUUACUUUUUAUCAUAGUUGACUAGAAGAGAACUUGGAGAUAAAUAACAACAGGUCUCUCAGAAGCUGCUGAAGCAUGCAUAGAGGAGUAACAGAACAGAAUGCUGAAAUGUGAUCUAUAAGAGGUGGUUUCGCCGUGGUGCUCAUAACGUAUAUGUAUCCUUGCAUUAGGGUGGUCUGUUCUUGUUACCAACUUAAUUUUGCCAACAGAAUCACAUUUAACCCCAUACCUUAGGAACUAAGCUAUCUUUUGAUCAGAUUUUUUGAUUUUUUGAACUUAAUAACCUCGCAUCGUUUCUCAGUUGUUUUCCAUGAAAGUUGCUGUACAUAGCCUAUCAAGAGGUCCAUAUGCUGAUGCUACAGAUUGUAUUCAUUUUUCAGAAAUGAAAUAAUGACUUUAUACAUCAUACAAA